AUGAUCCUUUCGAUAAGCCUCCCUGUCGAGGAUGUUCCUCAUAUCUAGUGGAGCCUUACAUUAAAUGUGCUGAAUGUGAACCGUCACCUUUCCUCUUGUGUCUGCAGUGCUUUACUAGAGGAUAUGAGUAUAAAAAGCACCAGAGUGACCACAAGUAUGAAAUCAUGACAUCCGAUUUUCCCGUGUUAGAGCCUGGCUGGACUGCGCAGGAGGAGAUGGCUCUGUUAGAGGCCGUCAUGGACUGUGGGUUUGGUAACUGGUCAGUAUAUUCCUUACCUCAUAUCUGCUGUUCUACUAGGGCUCGUUUAGCAGGGAUUCUGCAG
Messenger RNA from Sinocyclocheilus rhinocerous, 323 nucleotides. Its product is annotated as transcriptional adapter 2-alpha-like. Gene Ontology annotation, molecular function: chromatin binding; zinc ion binding; transcription coactivator activity. The transcript has 3 exons. Gene Ontology annotation, cellular component: SAGA-type complex; nucleus. The record is from RefSeq and is a predicted model, not a curated record. The annotation marks the transcript as partial. Gene Ontology annotation, biological process: chromatin remodeling; regulation of transcription by RNA polymerase II. NCBI's taxonomy places the organism in Eukaryota, Metazoa, Chordata, Actinopteri, Cypriniformes, Cyprinidae.